AUGAGUUCCGAGGCAGCUGAACUGGAGAUGCACUUGGUCCAGGAUGCCCAGCUGACCGAGAUCAUGCGGAUCCGCGGGAAGAGCCUCCAGCAGAAGAACGAAAAACCUCAAGACGGCGAGAAGCUCCUCCAGGACCACGAGUUUGUCUUCCGACUGGACUUCUCGCGUCAGCACGGUCUCCGUUUCCUACGCUGGAAAGUGGUCCUGGAUCGGCCGGGCCAGGCCACCAUCAUCGGGACGUCUCAACACUGGACACCGGACUUGACCCACCUCAUGCGAAGGCAGCUCUUGGAACCGGUGGGGGUGUUUUGGAAGACGCCGGAGGCGCCCGAUGUGAUAGAGUGCAACGAAGCCGAUGCGCUGGAGUUUGGAGAGAGGUUGGUGGAGCUGGCCAAAAUCCGGAAGGCGAUGUAUUUCCUAAUAGCCUUCGCCGACGGUCUUGAGCCGACUCACCUGAAAUGCUCCGUGAUCUUCAGAAUCUGA
This is a messenger RNA of Protobothrops mucrosquamatus (brown spotted pit viper), 483 nucleotides long. It is a transcript of the gene OMP, whose product is annotated as olfactory marker protein. Gene Ontology annotation, cellular component: nucleus; neuronal cell body; axon. The transcript has a single exon. Gene Ontology annotation, biological process: signal transduction; sensory perception of smell. The coding region runs from base 1 to 483 and encodes 160 amino acids. Lineage: Eukaryota; Metazoa; Chordata; Lepidosauria; Squamata; Viperidae. The record is from RefSeq and is a predicted model, not a curated record.